Messenger RNA from Moneuplotes crassus, 343 nucleotides. The record is from the annotation of a GenBank genome assembly. NCBI's taxonomy places the organism in Eukaryota, Ciliophora, Spirotrichea, Euplotida, Euplotidae.
CUGAAUAUUAAAAUUUGGCUUUCUCCCAAGUCCUAAUUUCUUCAAAUCCAUUGGGUUUAUAGCCCUAACAAUGGGUUUCUGGGCUGGUAGUUGUGUUCAAAACAUUUCCAUAUUCAUUUCAAAUUCCAUAAAUGAAGAGGUGUCACUUUUGUUUUCCUCCUCUUCCAUCUGAAUAAAUACUUUAUUUAAGACUAGUAGGAAUCAAACGUUUAUUUCUAUUUUCACUAGCAAAUCUUUUGUCCUUUUGCUGUGAAGAACUUCUAAAUGAAGUCCAUCCAGGAUGAGCUUGCAUUUGCAAGUUGUUUGGAGUUUUGCUUUCCAUUUUGUUUUAUACCUAAAGUAA